UGGUUAUGUGACAGGCUGUGAAGAAUAAUCCUGCGUUGUGGUAAAAUGCGCUGUGCAAGGAGUGUAUUGCUUGCCGGCGUUUUGCAUGCCAAGGCCCAUCAGUCUCGGUGACAUCGAACACGUGGAACAGAGGGCAGAUUAAUUGUAACGAAAGUUGUUUAUGUGCCAUGUCAGCAGUUGGUUCCUAGAACGGUUCUAUGUCAGCGCAUAAUAGCAGCGGUAGUGUGGAUUGCGGUUGCGACACAUUAUUAAUCUUCAUAAAUCCAGAACAAAUAACUCUGUGACAAUGACUAUGCACAUGGAAAAAAAUUUAACACGGAUUACCGCAGACACUGUCUACAUGUUGUCUCCAUUGGAGUUCAUUGUCUAACAAAGUGCUCAAAAAAUUUACACAGGAAUGAAGAACCACGUUUGGAAACUUAACGUACAAGUACAACAUGUUACCUGUAACACACAAGGAUGCUUCCAGAUCUCUGGGAUCCCGACUGAAAGAGAAGGUCAGCGGAUGGGCAAGGCUGAUAUUUUCAGACCGUAACUCAAGAAAUCUUUUUCUCUUUUUGUUGCUAAAUCUUUCAUUUGCAUUCGUGGAAUUAGCUUACGGAAUAUGGACCAACAGUUUAGGUCUCAUAUCGGAUUCGUUUCACAUGUUUUUUGACUGCACAGGCCUUCUAGCAGGUCUUGCUGCUUCAGUAAUUACGAGGUGGCGAGCAAAUGAUAAAUUUUCCUAUGGUUAUGUAAGAGCAGAAGUUUUGGCUGGCUUUGUGAAUGGCUUGUUUUUGCUCUUCAUUGCAUUCUUUAUUAUGUCAGAAGCUGUUGAGAGAGCAAUUGAACCGCCAGAAGUGAAGCAUGAAAGGCUAUUUGUAGUAUCUGUUCUGGGACUUGUUGUCAAUCUUGUUGGGAUUUAUGCAUUCCAACAUGGUCAUGGGCAUUCUCAUGGAGGCAGUAGUGGCCAUGGACAUUCCCAUGGCAAUCAUGGCCAUACACAUUCUCAUUCUCAUGGAAGUCAUUCACAUAGUCAUGACCCUGAGUUGAGUGGCAGCAAUUCUCAAAUAAUGAAAGGAGUAUUUUUGCAUAUUUUAGCUGAUACUUUAGGGAGUGUUGGAGUAAUUAUAUCGGCCAUCCUGAUGCAGAUGUUUGGAUGGAUGAUAGCUGAUCCUAUAUGUUCGAUGUUCAUAGCCAUUCUAAUUGCAUUAAGUGUUUUGGCACUGAUAAAGGAUAAUGUGUUAAUAUUAAUGCAGAGACAGCCAGUAGCUUUGGAUCAUGUACUUCCUCAGUGUUAUCAGAAAGUCAGUCAAUUGGCUGGAGUUUACAGUGUGCAAGAACCACAUUUUUGGACGUUGUGCAGUGAUGUUUAUGUAGGUGCUUUGAAACUGGAAGUUUCUAAGGCAGCAGAUCCAAAAUAUAUUGUGAGCCACACACACAUGAUAUUUGCAUCUGUUGGUGUCAGGCAGUUGUAUGUACAAUUGGACUAUGCUUCUAUGUGAUUCAGACAAUAUAAGAAUUGUGUAGGUACCAUGUGGUUGUUUCGUUAAUGGUUGUACUGUUGGUUAUGUUCCAGUUGGAAGGCAGUUGAAGAGCCUUGCAAUUGAUACAAAUUUUAUUUGUUGACAGUAUUAUUGUUGUGUAGGUAUAUUUUAUUCUUUAAAAAUGAUCCCAUAAUUUAAUGCCUACACUUGCAUUUAAAAUCACUGAUUACCUGUUUGUAUAAACAGAAUGUUUUGUUCUGAUAAUAUUAGUAGAGAUACUCAGUGAAAUUUUUAUAAUGAGAGAAUGAAGAAGGCUGAUGAAAAUAGUGCCUCUUGUUGACUAAAUUGAUAGCUGUAGCAUUCAACAUAGAGGUUGCACAAAUACUGUGCUAUCUGUGAACUGUGAUUGAAUCGUCUGUAUUCCACCUGGAGAUACUAUAACUUACACUUAAAAAUUUAUGAUAUUAGAUGAUGUAUUUUGCUGUUAAUUGUUAAGCUCUUGAACAAGAUGAGCUUUAAUAAGUUUCUCCUGUCAGUUUGUGCAUUCCAAGUGGAAAAUUGCAGCUGUGUUGCGAGUAAAAAGCUGUGAAAUAAACUGUGUUGUUUGUGAAUUUAUAUUGUCACCUUUGUUGUUCAGUAACAUUGUCUUCCUCUCUCUUUCAAAUAAUUGUGCUGAAACUUUUAAUUUCUGGUACUUGUUAAGUCUCUCUCUCUCUCUCUCUCUCUCUCUCUGUCUCUCUCUCUCUGUCUCUCUCAUUUGAUAUAUUUUCUUGUAAUCUCAGUUGUGACUGGUUCACUGUAAGAUAAAAAAAAAGCCUAUCUGGUAGUGAAAUAGAUUUUUCUGGUGUAACUUAAUCAUGUCAUUGUUAAAUGGGUUGACUUAAAUGAGCAUGUUAAAGCAUUGCACACACAAUACAAAUGUGUGACUGUUAAUAAAAAGGCAAUAUAAUGUAAAGGAUAGUUACUACUCACACUAUAGCGGAGAUGCAGAGUCUCAGAAAGGCACAACAAAAAAACUGUCGGAAAUUUAGCUUUCAGGCAACAAGGCCUUUGUCGAAAGUAGACAGCUUAUACACACUUAUACACACAGUCACACGAAUGCAACUCAUGCCCACAUGACCACAGUCUCUGGCAGUUAGACCCAGACUGCGAGCGGUGGGGCUUUGUGGGAGAGGCAACUGGGUGGGGUAAGGAGGAGGCUUGAGAGGAGAGGGGUAGGGAUAGCAGGGUAGGGCGUGCUUUUGACAAGGAAAUUGUUGGCUGAAACAUACCUUUCCGCCAGUCUUUUUGUUGUGCCUUUCUACAUUUCAGCAUUUCCACCAUAUGGCGAGUAGCAACUAUCCUUUUCAUUAUAUUGUUACAUUCCAUUCUAGA
Molecule: messenger RNA, 2840 nt
Organism: Schistocerca serialis cubense
Lineage: Eukaryota; Metazoa; Arthropoda; Insecta; Orthoptera; Acrididae
Gene: ZnT86D
Product: zinc transporter 7
Exons: 3
Coding region: 438-1484 (348 amino acids)
Biological process (GO): zinc ion transport; transmembrane transport; intracellular zinc ion homeostasis
Cellular component (GO): Golgi apparatus; membrane
Molecular function (GO): zinc ion transmembrane transporter activity
Source: RefSeq, a predicted model, not a curated record